This is a messenger RNA of Galdieria sulphuraria, 2260 nucleotides long. RefSeq names its product glucose repression regulatory protein TUP1. The transcript is spliced from 6 exons. The coding region runs from base 129 to 2201 and encodes 690 amino acids. Gene Ontology annotation, molecular function: protein binding. The record is from RefSeq and is a predicted model, not a curated record. NCBI's taxonomy places the organism in Eukaryota, Rhodophyta, Bangiophyceae, Galdieriales, Galdieriaceae.
UUGAUUAGUCCUUUUGCCUGGGAAUUGUAUCGUUGCUCAAAUAUUUGUUAUAGUUCUUUUGUAAAGUUCGUCAACUGUAAGGGAAUAGUUUUUGAGUGCAAGUCUUAAAGUUUGCUGGUCAAGAUACUAUGUUUGGACAAGGACCUCAUUUACCAAACCCUCUGAGUGGAGCAAGUGCGACCCAUGCUCUACCUUCGGGACAAGGAGUAGGAAUACCGGCCUCGUAUCCUUACGUUCCAAGUUAUCAAGGUUAUUAUCCUUCUGCGAUGGUUGGAGGAAGCUACUUAGCGAAUCAAUAUCCUCCUCCCUCAUAUCCAGUACAUAACAACAUUCCAAGUGCGACGGAGCAUACCACUUCACCUGGAUUUCAACAGCGAAACGUAGCAAUUUCUGCAGCUCCAAAUCCUAGCCAGUAUGCACAACAAUUAUCGAGCGAAACUGCUCAGGUAUUUGGUUCUACGCAAGAUAACGAAAGAGGUGGCGCCCUGAUACAAACUUCCAAGAAAAUCAAAGAGCUUGCAGACUUAUUGAGCAAGGAAUGCGAGAACUUCUCUGGGGAAGUGGACUCUUCUAAGAACAUCAAUGAUGACUUGAGAAAGAAAAUAGAAGCUCAGGUGGUAGAACUGUCAGUGAUGGAGAGAGCUCUAAUGGAUCUGGAGAGAAAGCACAAUCAGAUGAAGCAGCAGUAUGAGGAAGAAAUUAUUCGCCUUAGAGCUCAAGUAAAUCAAAUGCAACAAUAUCACAAUUAUUCGGAGGCUAUAAUGAAACAAGCGGUAACCCCAGCAAAGACACAGCCAAGCAGUGGCAACAAUGCAGACGUUUCUAAUCCAACAAAUAAUGCUAAUCAAGGUAACCUCUUUGAUCGUGGGUCCAGAAAUCCAGUGAUCUCGAACAGCAAUCCUACAGCAUCUAGUCAUUUAGGACCUGAAAAGAAUUCAGACUUGCCGUCACAGAAUAGUAUUGGAACAAGUUCAAAUGUUAUGGCGCCAUCGAACGAAGCAGUGGAAACACUCAAGUCUUUUCGCCGGGAGCAGAUUGAUGAUUCUACUGGACACGUUGCUAGCUCGUCGGGAGUAGAAAUACAUUCGGCACCGUCCACUAGUCGCUCCUUAGGAGAUGGUUCUCAUCCUAGCAAUUCGGCUACAAAAGCUUUGGAGAGAAUGACCGACAUGCCUGGUAGAUUAUCAGAAAAUGAAGUGGUUUAUCCUGGACACCUUGGAAACAGAAGCGUCAAUGUGAAACGUUGUCAUUUGUAUGAACUAGAAUCGGUUGUUUGUUGUGUUCGAUAUAGUAUGGACGGACGCUAUUUGGCAACAGGUUCUAAUAGAGCUUCCGAUCUCUUUGAUGCUUUGACAGGAGAACACAUAGCGAAGUUUUCCAUCACAAAGAAUGAAAGAAUGUCCUUGCCUUCUACAGAUUCUUCAUAUAUUCGUGCUGUUGCUUUUUCGACUGACGGUACUUUGUUAUGUACUGGUGGAGAAGAUCAGGCCGUUAGAAUUUGGGACAUAAAGAGACGUUCUGUUCGUUUUACAUUGAGUGGACAUCUCGGUCAUGUAUACUCAGUUGACACUUGUAAUGAUGGAAGGUUAUUGGCGAGUGGUAGUGGAGACCAAUCUGUGAAGCUGUGGAAUAUUCAAAAUGGUCAAGAAGAGAAAACUCUGAAUUGUUCUAGUCAUAAGAAGAUCAAUAGUGAUGGAAUAACCUCUGUCUCUUUUAGUCCUCGUGGUCCUUAUCGUAUCGCAACUGGUUCGUUAGAAAGGACUGUGAGAGUUUUCGACGUAGAGACUGGUGACCUGUUGCAUAAUUUCCGUCAACAUGCAGAUUCUGUAUAUUCUGUCGCCUUUUCGAGUGAUGGAAGAUAUUUAUUGUCGGGUUCGCUCGAUAAGAAUGUUAUGUUGUGGGAUCUUGCAGCUCCACCGCCAAAUAAUUAUACUACUUUCAAAGGUCAUACAGAUUUUGUUCUAUCUGUUGCAUUUAGCUUAGAUGGUCGUCUUCUCUUGAGUGGCAGCAAAGAUCGUACCGUGACUUUCUGGGACCCAAGAGUUCCUUCUGGUAGUGUUAGUGUAUUAGAAGGACACAAAAAUUCAGUUAUUAGCGUGUCCCAUUGUCCUAUCAGUGAUAAGUUUGCGACUGGUUCGGGCGAUUGUUUGGCAAAGAUAUGGAAAUAUAGCAUUGCAAAUUCGGAAAAUGAAGGACAGUAAAGAUGACAGAAAUUAUACUGCUAUGGUUUUCUUCUAUGUAUAAAGAGUCUACUGAACAA